This is a messenger RNA of Gongylonema pulchrum, 198 nucleotides long. The record is from the annotation of a GenBank genome assembly. NCBI's taxonomy places the organism in Eukaryota, Metazoa, Nematoda, Chromadorea, Rhabditida, Gongylonematidae.
AUGCGGAUUUUGUUAUUAAAUUGUUUUCAGACGCACAAACUUUCAUCGCAAUUCAGUCUUUAUGGUGAUUUGUAUGUGUCUUGGGAAGACGAGCGUUUGAAAUGGGAUGAGAAGGAAUGGCAGCUGGAUGAAUAUACGUUACACGAUAAUCAUCACAUAUGGAAACCAGCAAUCAACGAUGAAUUUUAUUCAAGGUAA